This is a messenger RNA of Gossypium raimondii (Peruvian cotton), 2956 nucleotides long. RefSeq lists its product as uncharacterized. Gene Ontology annotation, biological process: transcription by RNA polymerase III. The coding region runs from base 268 to 2838 and encodes 856 amino acids. Gene Ontology annotation, cellular component: transcription factor TFIIIC complex. Gene Ontology annotation, molecular function: protein binding. Lineage: Eukaryota; Viridiplantae; Streptophyta; Magnoliopsida; Malvales; Malvaceae. The record is from RefSeq and is a predicted model, not a curated record. The transcript has 19 exons.
UCUAGUUUAUUUUUCUUUUUUUUCCUUUUCCCGGCUUGAUCUUCUUCUCUCUUUUCUCUAUUUGCAGCUUUAAUUUUUUUUUUCUUUUCCAGUGCUUUUAUUUUUCUGAUCGGCCACCACCACUUGUUUGUCGUCUUAUUCUUCAACAGCCAAUAGCAGUUUCGGAAGGAUCGGACAUAUAUCCCGUGUCCUUACUCUCGUCGUAUCGACACGAGUGGCUGCCGUUCGGUUUUUGUUUAAGCCAUUGCUUGUUUUGGUCCUAUUACAAUGUCGGGUUCCGGCAACCUUCCUCUUGACUAUGAAGCUCUGGCGGAGAAGAAGCGCAAAGCACUUGCCGAUAUGCAGGGCAGUGAAGGAUCAUCAAAGAAGGCUAGAAAAGAGGAUAUUUCGGAAGGGAUUAUGGAUGAAAUAAUGCAAACUUUGAACUGUGGUCGUCGGAGAAAAUCAAGCAAGAAACGAGGUAGGCGAAAGGGAAGAGGGAAUAAACUGAGCCCCCAAAUUCAGAGAAUUGUUGGAGAUGCUACACUUCACUAUGGAAAUGGUCGUUUCAAAGAGGCCAUAACUGUUCUGAAGGAAGGUGUUCAACUUGAACCAAAAUUUCCUCAUUUAUAUCAUAUGCUCGGGCUUUCUUAUAAAGCCCUUGGUGAUAAUAAAAGAGCUUUUCAAUUCUACAUCAUAGCUGGACUUCUUAAGCCAAAAGAUCCUGAUCUGUGGAAACUGCUUUUUACCUGGUCCAUAGAGCAAGAGAAUGUUAGUCUGACCUGCCAUUGCCUUUCUAAAGCAAUAAUGGCAGAUCCUACAGAUAUUAGUUUAAGAUAUCUUCAAGCAUCACUUUAUGAUGAGCUCGGUGAUUACCAGAAAGCAGCCGAGUCAUAUGAACAAAUUCAGCAAAUCUCUCCUGACAAUGUUGAAGCAUUGAAAAGUGGGGCUAAGUUAUACCAAAAAUGUGGUCAGAUUGAACGAUCUUUUGCUAUUUUGGAGGGCUAUCUUGAGGGUCAUCAAGAUGAGGCUGAUUUGAGUGUUAUUAAUCUUCUUGUUUCUAUGUUAAUGCAAAAUAAUGCAUAUGAAAGGGCUCUUCAGCAAAUUGAGCAAGCCCAUGCUAUCUACUAUUCAGGAAAAGAACUGCCUAUCAACUUGAAAACUAAAUCAGGAAUUUGCCACAUUCACCUGGGAGAUAUAGAGAAAGCAGAGGUGUUCUGCAGUGUUUUGCAAUCCAUGGCACAUGAUCAUGCUGACUUGGUUACUGAGGUUGCAGAUACAUUUAUGACUCUUGGGCAUGUUAACUCUGCAUUGAAGUAUUACAAUAUGUUGGAGAAUGAUGAUGGAAUUGAUGAUGACCAUUUACAUCACAAAAUUGCUCAGUGUUACAUAUCCACGGGAGAAAAAGUGCUAGCAAUUAAGUUCCUUCGAAAAGCUCUGGAACGACUAGAGAACAACGUCGAUGCUCGUUUAAAUUUGGCUUCCCUGCUUAUUGAAGAUUCUAAAGAAGAUGAAGCCAUUUCUUUGCUUUCUCCUCCCCAAAGUUUUGAUUUACAGAAUAUUAACAAGAAUUCUGAUACAUCUAAAUCGUGGUGGCUCAAUGGGAAAAUAAAAUUGAAGCUAUGCAACAUUUAUAGAGCUAAAGGGAUGAUGGAGGAUUUUGUCAAUACCAUUCUUCCGUUGGUACAAGAGUCCCUUUAUAUUGAAUCUCUUGGGAUAAAGAUAAAAGUUAGGCGCCGCCUAAGAGAUAGUGAUCUAUUUGAAAGAGUCAAAAAAGUUGAUGAUCGGCAAACUGAUGGUGUAUUUUGUGGGUCAAGACCAAUGGUAACUGCAGCAGAUAGGUUGAAAGCUUCCAGAGCAAGAAAGCUGCUACAAAAGAAAGCAGCUUUGAAGGAAGAAAAGAAAGCUGCUGCACUUGCUGCCGGACUUGAUUGGCAUAGUGAUGAUGCCAAUGAUGAAUCUGAGGAAGAACAUUUUAAAGAACCACCUCUGGUUAAUCUUCUAAAAGAUGAGGAGCAGCAAGACCUUAUCAUAGACUUAUGCAAGGCAUUGGAAUCUUUGGAAAGGUAUUAUGAAGCAUUGGAUAUUAUCAAACUUGUAUUAAAAUCAGGUCAUAACUUUUUCCCUGUUGAGAAGCAGCAGCAGCUUCGAUCACUUGGAGCACAAAUGGCAUACUACACCAUGGAUUCCAAGCAUGGGUUUGACUGCAUAAAGCACAUUGUUCAGCAGCACCCUUACAGUAUUACUGCUUGGAACUGCUAUUACAAAGUACUUCCAAGAUCGGGAAAAUGUUAUUCAAGGCAUUGUAAGUUUUUACGUUUUUUCCGUAGCAAACACAAAGAUUGCAUACCACCUAUUGUCAUUUCUGGCCAUCAGUUUACCGUGCUUAGUCAUCACCAAGAUGCUGCUCGAGAAUACCUUGAAGCUUAUAAGUUGUUGCCAGAGAAUCCUUUAAUUAAUUUGUGUGUUGGGACUGCAUUGAUCAAUUUAACCCUUGGACUUAGACUCCAAAACAAGCAUCAGUGUAUUGCACAAGGUUUAGCUUUCCUCUACAACAACCUUCGUCUUUGUGAGAACAGCCAGGAAGCACUGUAUAAUAUCGGACGGGCAUGUCAUCAUGUCGGACUGGUGACCCUGGCAGUUUCAUACUAUGAAAAGGUGUUAGCGAUGAAGGAGAAGGAUCAUCCAAUCCCAAAACUCCCCAAUGAGAACUGGGAUCAUGCGGUAGAGAACCACAAAAAAGAUGGGUAUUGUGACCUUCGCAGGGAGGCAGCUUUCAAUUUGCAUUUAAUCUAUAGAAAAUGUGGAGCAAUGGAUCUUGCUCGCCAAGUCUUGAAAGAUCAUUGCACCUUUGAUUGAUAUAUGUGUAUUAGUGUGUAUAUAUAUGUAUAUAGAUUCAUGAUCUGUGGAGUAACAUGAUACUCAUCAGCUCAAAAUUUAGCUGUUAAUAUAUCAUAAUAUAUAAAUUGUUCAAUUA